AUGUGUCGAGAAAUAACGACGACGGGCAACUUGUGGAAGGGUUUUAAGAUCAAGCCGAAAGACCCGAGGCACUUCAAUCCGAAGUCGCAGAAAAAGCAGAUCAACGUAUGGAUCGGGAUGUCUAUCGCUGAUUUGGCAUCUUCAAUGGAUCGCACGAUCGACCACGUUUUUGAUUGCCUGUUGCACACAGAAUAUGCGGACCUGUACGAGUCUCCAGACGAGACGAUCGAAGACAUGAAACUAAUUGUGCGGAUCGCUCAACUGAGUGGAAUGCGGUGCAACGUCGUCGCGCGUCCGUCAAAAGUCUCCAUGGCAGACAUGCUGAAUAAUCGCGACCGAGACGCCUAUCCGAGGCCUCCGAUCGACAAAGCCCUCAUGAAACCACGAUCACCUGUCGUCACCAUUAUGGGCCAUGUCGAUCAUGGCAAAACGACGCUUUUGGAUUCUUUAAGGCAUUCGCGUAUUGUUGAUCAAGAAUUCGGUGCCAUAACGCAGCACAUCGGUGCUUUCGUUGUGUUUUCUAAAUUAUGCGUAGAUCAUACUUGUGUUUUAUUAAAGUUCUGUUUAGUUAAAUUACCCAAUAGUAAUUCGGUGAUAACUUUCCUCGAUACCCCUGGACAUGCAGCGUUCAAAAAGAUGAGAGCGCGAGGAGCAAAGACGACCGAUAUCGUAGUGUUGGUAGUGGCGGCAGAUGACGGUGUCAUGGACCAAACCAUCGAAAGUAUACGCUUUGCCAAGCAAGCUGAUGUUCCGUUUGUCGUUGCUAUCAACAAGUGUGACAAAGCCAACCUGCAAAUCGAACAAACCAAGCGACAGCUUUUAGAACACAACGUGAUUUUGGAAGAGUUCGGCGGGGACGUGCAGGCUGUGCAUAUAUCUGCGCUUAAGCAAACGAAUCUGAAUGCGCUGAACGACGCCAUUUUGGCUCAAGCAGCAGUGAUGGACCUGAAAGCUGAUUUUUCCGGUCUCGCCGAAGGCGUCAUAAUAGAAUCUAAAAGUGUUCCUGGUAAGGGGUAG
Molecule: messenger RNA, 1017 nt
Organism: Soboliphyme baturini
Lineage: Eukaryota; Metazoa; Nematoda; Enoplea; Dioctophymatida; Soboliphymatidae
Source: the annotation of a GenBank genome assembly